AUGGGACAGGUUCGUCAGCAAAAGGCUUCCAAACAAUUUGCUGAAGAAGUCUUGAAAGCACACAAUGACUACAGGAAGAAACACGGAGUCCCCCCAUUAAAACUCUGCAAGAAGUUAAACAGAGGAGCCCAACAGUACGCAGAAGAACUGGCUACCACGAGGGUCCUCAAACAUAGCUCCGAGUCUGCUAAUGGAAAAUGCGGAGAAAACCUAGCAUGGGCAUCCUAUGAUCAACCAGGAAAGGAUGUGGCUGACAGAUGGUACAGUGAAAUAAAAAAUUACAGCUUUCAAAACCCCGGGUUUUCUUCUGGGACAGGUCACUUCACAGCAAUGGUUUGGAAGAACACAAAAAAGAUGGGUGUCGGAAAAGCAUCUGCUAGUGAUGGCUCAACAUUUGUGGUGGCUAGAUAUGAUCCAGCUGGAAAUGUAGUAAAUCCAGGCUAUUAUGAAGAAAAUGUCCUUCCUCCAAGAAAAUAACUUUUUUUUUUUUUUAAAGGCAGUCUUAUUGCUUAAUGACAAGUGAACCUGGAUUUGGACUUAACAGUGUUUGAAAUGAAGUACGAUGCAAUGAAAUUUCCUGUUUGAUACUGCAGUUCACUUCUUGUUACAGAGGAAGCAAUUACGUGUUGCUUGAGUCGAUCUGCACAUUAGGUCCCUGUUGUUUCUGAGGAGGCUUCAGUUUAUUUGAGGAUGAAGUAUUUGCAGCAUUUCUGAAGGGUAAAAUUUAUAAGUUGUUUUUCUUUUUUAAUAGUUUGCAUGAACUCUGUGUCAGCAUGUGAGUAAGCACAUGUUGGAUGUCUCUUUUUAAACAAGUAAAUUUAUAGCUUUCUGUAAACUGAAGUUACCAGCUUGUAAUUAUAUCACAUACUCCCAGUUUUCCAGUAUGUUUUAAUAACUGUAACUUCUUUGCUCUAUCUAUACCUCCUGCUACU
Messenger RNA from Nipponia nippon (crested ibis), 932 nucleotides. The record is from RefSeq and is a predicted model, not a curated record. Lineage: Eukaryota; Metazoa; Chordata; Aves; Pelecaniformes; Threskiornithidae.